UAGCACCUUGACAACCUGCACCGACCUACCCUUGACAGCCUGUACUGAUCUACCCUUGACAGCCUGUAGCACCUUGACAACCUGCACCGACCUACCCUUGACAGCCUGUACUGAUCUACCCUCGACAGCCUGUAGCACCUUGACAACCUGCACCGACCUACCCUUGACAGCCUGUACUGACCUACCCUUGACAGCCUGUACUGACCUACCCUUGACAGCCUGUACUGACCUACCCUCGACAGCCUGUAGCACCUUGACAACCUGCACCGACCUACCCUUGACAGCCUGUACUGAUCUACCCUCGACAGCCUGUAGCACCUUGACAACCUGCACCGACCUACCCUUGACAGCCUGUACUGACCUACCCUUGACAGUUGUACCAGCCCACCUUGACAACCUGUAUUGACCUACCCUUGACAGUCUGUACCAGCCUUCCUUGACAGCCUGCCCAGUCUACCUUUGUCCUAACAAGAUGAGAUACCUGAGGAAAAUGAGAAGGACCGCCCUGCACGAAUUACUCCGCAGGGAAUAUGGAGUGCCUUGUCCUGCCUGGACCAGCAUGCAGGCCUUCCGAUACACAGCCUUUGGGCCCAGGAGGAAGUGGGUCAAGAUCCUGCAGACGAGGCAAAAUUCCCUGCUGGAGCUGAGUGGAGACCUUCUGUGGUUGACCGUCGCUGACCAGCCCAAUGCACCCCCUCAUUAUGUGAUGAAAAGGAUCCUUGGUGACGGGCGGCUCAUGACCAUGUACACCACCAGCAUCUUCCCGCGCCUCAAGGAACUGGACAUAUACGAGAUUCCCGAUCCUGUUUACCGGUCCUCCAUACCCCAGAGAGAGUACCAGCCUGUGUUGAUAGGGCUGAGGAAGGGCAGUGUGCUGACCCGACACAACCUGGACACGGGUCAGGUGUACAACAGCAUUAACCUUGGCGCCUCACCCACCAGCUCCCUCGCCAUCAACUAUGUGGGGGACAUCCUGGUGGUCAAGUCCCAUCGCCUCCACCACCCAGACACCACCGAGCACUUCUACAGGUUCCACACGUACAAGAUGCAUCCCUUCAAGCACCUCGCCACCUUUGACAUUGAGAGUGGAGUCUUCCCAAGCAAGGAGCACCGGGAGGAGUUCGGGAAGCUCCGUAAUGCCGAGAUCCACGACGGCCUCUUGCUGGUCAUGACGGAGAAGAGUCACAGUCUGAUCUACAGUGCUGAGGAGAUCAUUGAGGUGCGGGACAUGACCAGCGGGGAGGUGCUGGAUAACGGCCGUGUGUCGUGUGACGGCAACGAUCACCUGGACCCAGACUUCCUCAUGUUCCACCCUGACGACAGCAGCAGAGUGAUCCACACACGCCUCAAGGAACUACGAGUCCUGGGCAUCCACAGCAGGCGAGGGAGCCGAGUGGUUGAAGAGGAGUUCACUUACCCGCAGAAGAUGGACACUGCAUUGAUGAAGGAUGAGGUCAGGUAUUCACGGUCUGGCCGCCUCAUCAAGACCAAGUACCGUCUGGACCACUCCCUCAACCGGGCGGUGUCCUUCAACGUGGAGGCGGACAUGCGCGUGCUGGUUAUCCUGGAGGCAUGGCGGGAUGGGUGUGACUCGACGAUGCUGGAGAAGCUUGUGUUCUACGACAGCCUCUCCUACGAGCUGCUGCACCAGAUGAAGGUUGGGGUGCUGGUGGAGGGGUCCAUCGAAACCAACAGGCUGAGUGUGAGCAUCGACCGAGACACCAUCAACAUCGUCUCUCACAAGGGCACGCAGCACACCGUCCUUGCGUUCAGACUCAAGGAGGACUUCUCUAAGGAGGAGGAGGAGGAGGAGAAGGAGGAGGUGAGUGAGAGGGAGAAAGUACGGAAAAGUUCACGAAGAUCCGGAAGUGUUGAUGCGAGGAGGAAAAGAUCACAGGAAUUUGAAAGUGACGGUGAGUGGGAAGGAGACGAAAGUCCAGGCAGAAGGAAAGCCACAAGGAAAAGAAGAAGAAGAGGAAGAGGAGGAGGAGGAGGAGGAGGAGGAGGAGGAGGAGGAGGAAGAGGAGGGAGCAGGAACAGACAUAAGAACACCAAUAAGAAGAGAAAGAGGAGCAUGAGAGAGAGUUCGGUGAGUGAGAGUGAAGACACAGACGAGUGGGCGCCUUGAAACGGAAGGGAACGUAAAGGUCAGGUCAGUCAGCUGUUGAGGCUCAAAAGGUCAGUCUGGGCUUCUACUCUGUACCUUCUUUGAUCUCCAUACAUAACUUUAUUCAUGGGAGUUUUGGCCAUGAUGAAAUGACCGGAAUUCUUGAGGACAUCAUUUUUUCCACACUGAAGUUACUCGUACAAAUUUUGAAUAUCGUCACCCUUAUAAAAUAAUUGCCAGUCAUUUUUCAGCGAUUUCCAGGUUUUUGUCUACAUCAAAUUUUCAUCAUGUGACACCCAUUUUUGUAUAGUUGCCUUCAUCAUUCAAGGUUCGAGUGUUCUAGAAUUGGUCUUUUCUUCUGUCCAAAACUUGAACCAAAUGAGAUGAUGACAGUUUUAUUUUGGUUUCCUGAAAAGUAGAAAAUAAUGGCUUUGGCGGUUUGUUUACAAAGGUGACGAUAUGUUGAAAUGACGUGAUUUCCUAGAGACAUAAUUAUUUUUUUACUGGGCCUUAUUCAGUACGACAAUUACGUGUUCAACUGAUGUGUGAACUCCCAAGUGCAUGUACCGUACAAAUAUUUUUCUUCAAUAUGAUAAGUUUGACAGGCUGUGCAAAAGGAGAAAGCUGAGAGUGAAUGCUGGAAGGAGUAAGGUUAUGGUAUUUGGGAGGGCAAGAGAACAGGUCAUUGAUUUUGCAAAGCUGUACAGAAUUAGAGCAGAGGAGAGAAUGGAGGAGGUUUGUUGGCAGUGAAUGAGGGGACACUGUAGAGGAUAGUGGAUGAGUUUGACAGGGCAUGUGAGAGGAGAAAGGUUAUGGUAUUUGAGAGGGCGAGGGAACAGGUCAUUGAUUUUGCAAAGCUGUACAGAAUUAGAGCAGAGGAGAGAAUGGAGGAGGUUUGUUGGCAGUGAAUGAGGGGACACUGCAAAGGAUAGUGGAUGAAUUUGACAGGGCAUGUGAGAGGAGAAAGGUUAUGGUAUUUGAGAGGGCAAGAGAACAGGUCAUUGAUUUUGCAAAGCCGUACAGAGUUAGAGCAGAGGAGAGAAUGGAGGAGGUGACUGAGUUUAAAUAUUUAGGGACUAUUAUGUAAGGAAGGCGGAUUUUUUCUCAGGGCAUAACAUUUCUCUACAGAGACUUUGGGCAAUCCAGUCGUAGUGAAACCGAUACCAAAUGCUCACUUCAGAAACCACACUUUACAUUUCCACUUUACGUAAUGAAAAUGAACAAUAAAAAUGUCAAGUUG
Molecule: messenger RNA, 3347 nt
Organism: Eriocheir sinensis (Chinese mitten crab)
Lineage: Eukaryota; Metazoa; Arthropoda; Malacostraca; Decapoda; Varunidae
Product: DDB1- and CUL4-associated factor 17-like
Exons: 10
Coding region: 473-2128 (551 amino acids)
Biological process (GO): protein ubiquitination
Cellular component (GO): Cul4-RING E3 ubiquitin ligase complex
Source: RefSeq, a predicted model, not a curated record